Micromonas commoda is the source of this 327-nucleotide messenger RNA. RefSeq lists its product with no specific name. The record is from RefSeq and is a predicted model, not a curated record. The annotation marks the transcript as partial. The transcript has a single exon. Gene Ontology annotation, molecular function: calcium ion binding. Lineage: Eukaryota; Viridiplantae; Chlorophyta; Mamiellophyceae; Mamiellales; Mamiellaceae.
AUGAGCAGCGGUGCGUUGCUGGGCGCGUACUCAAAUUUGCGCCUGGAUUCUGAGGAAAAACUUGAGGAAGGUUUGCAGGAGGACGUCUUUGCGCUGAUGGCCAAAUUUGGCUUUUCCAAGACGGAGGAGGAGAGCGAGAUGCAAAAGUUCAGGGAGGUGUUCGACUCCAUCGACGAGGACGGCGGCGGGUCGCUAGACAUCGAGGAGUUCACCUUGGGUUUCCAAAAGGUCAACCCGGACAUGACCGACGAGCAGUGCAGAAAGAUCUUUGACGAAGCCGACGUGGACGGAUCCGGGGAUGUGGACUUCGAAGAGUUCGUCGAGAUC